AUGAUAUCAUAUUUGAUGCUAUUAUUAUCAUUUUUUGCCAUAUCUACAUAUGAAAAAUUGAACGUUAUAUCACAUAGUUCUGUUUCAAGACUUAAUGAUGAAAAACGUAAUGAAAAAGUUAUAACAUGUGUUGUUGAAUAUAUAAUUAGAGGUGACAUGGAAAUUGAUGAUAAUUUAUUCUGUGAAAAUGAAACAUCAUGCUCACCAUCCAGCUCAGAAGCAAGUGGGAGUGGAGAUUACUGUGAUAAUUAUUAUGAUAUAACAUUGAUUGUAGAGGAAUCAAAUUUUGUUCAAAAAGAUUACUGGAUAAAAGGAACAAUACCAUUUUUAGAAUCAAUGAUAAGAAAUGUAAGAGUCAGUAAGGAUAAAGCUCAUAUGUCUAUUAUACUUUUUGAUCGUGAUCAGAGAUUAUUAGUCCCAUUUACUGAUGAAAUUAGUCAAGACAAACAAAAGUUAAUAGAAAAGGUUAAAGGAAUAAAUGACGUAGCAAGAGGUCCAGAUACAUUAUAUGUUUAUGCAUUAGAAUAUGCAUUGGAAAAUGUUAUAUUUGGAGAUGGAACUAGAAGUGAUGCUCCAAAGGUAGCAGUAUUAUUUUAUUAUGGAUAUGAUUACGGAGCAAAUAAAAGUUUAAUACCUGAUAUAGUUGAAGAUUACAAAGAAAAUAAUAUAAAACUUAUAAUAGUAGGAAUUGGAUUAGGUAAUAAGGAUAAUGCAUAUUUACUUGCAGAUUGUUCUAUUGAUGAUAACAAUUGUGCUAACGUAAUAUUUAAACCAUGGGAUUUUGUAAUACCAGCGGCAGAACAAGUGAAAGAAAGAAUAUGCAAUAAAAACAAGUCAAAAGGUAAAUCUUCUAUGAUUCAAAAAGUAGUGUAUAAAUAA
Messenger RNA from Plasmodium gallinaceum, 879 nucleotides. It is a transcript of the gene WARP, whose product is annotated as von Willebrand factor A domain-related protein, putative. Lineage: Eukaryota; Apicomplexa; Aconoidasida; Haemosporida; Plasmodiidae. Bases 1 to 879 code for a protein of 292 amino acids. The transcript has a single exon. The record is from RefSeq and is a predicted model, not a curated record.